AUGUCGACCAAAGCCUUCGAAUAUGAUGGUGCCAAGUUCGUUACCAACAACUAUGCUGCAGUUCUGACCAAUGAUGAAGCUCCCAGUGAGUUCCAUCUAAUCCAAGAUUAUCUUGCCCACAGUGAGUUCAUGUAUGCACUCACUCAACCAGAGGUUAUUUCUCCGGCUCAAGUUCUGACUCUCUGGCGUUCAGCAAGAUAUAAUGAUGAUGGUGAACAUGGAUCACCAUCCUUAACCUGUAUUUAUGAGGAACAGGAGUAUAUUAUAACUCCUGAGACGGUUCGAAAGGCUCUUCACCUUCCAGAGCAUUCCAAGUAUCACAGUGCUGUUUCUACUCAAACUCUGAAGGAUAUGAUGCAAAAGUUAGAGGAUGAGAAUACUGUUUACUUUGCUCGAUUUUGUCAGCUUAUUUUAUCAUACCGUUAUCCUCUGGUACCUAAUCCUGAUACUGAUACUGAACUACCUUUUAAAAUCACUAAACGAGCAUUCACUGAUUUGAUGAAAAAGGAUAGUAAGAAACCCCAACUACCUGUUUUUGUUAUUCCUGUAACUCAACAAACAGAUGUACCAACCUCUGGUCCUUCCCAAAAAGGGCCAGUUGUAAAAUCUGACCACAAGUCCACCUCUGGUCCUUCCCAAAAAGGGUCAGUUGUAACAUCUUCACCUACCAGGGUGCUGAGAUCUUCAAAAUCACCAUCCAAACCAUCUCCUCCACCUAGGAAGAGAAGAUUUUUACAGCAGAUCUCAGACUCUGACUCUGACAAUGAACCAGUACCCCCUCCUCUUGUCUCCAGGCCCAAAAAGAAGAUCAAGCCCACCUCCACAAUCACUGAUCUUACUGUGGACCCUCCUCAGGAAUCCAUGGUUAAUCCUCUUGAGAUGGUCACAGUCUCUGAUCCUCUGAUGGUGGAACCACUAUCUGCUGUGCCUCUGACAACUUCAUCAGAACAUACUCCAGAAGCUGACAUUCCUAUGUCAGAAAAUAUUCCUGAGUCAGAGGAUCUUUUGCCACAACCUCCAGCAGCUGAUAUACCUUCUUCAGGAACAACUCCAGAAGAACAUGUGUCUACUCCAGAAGCACAUGUGCCUACUCCAGAAGAACAUAUGUCUACUCCUGAGAUUGCUCAGGAAAAUCUGAUUCCUGUUGAAAACUUUGUUGCAGCUCCUGAUCAGGAGAUCCUCAAUGCUGCAAACUCUGAGGGAGCUACAUCUCCUCUUUGUUCACAUACUAUCAGCAUCACAGCUCAUGAUGAUGAUGAUGACACUGAAGUAAACUCUGUUCCACCUGUUGACUCAGGAUCCCUUAUAGCUGAAAUCUCUGCUCUGCUCAGAGAAAGCAUCUCAGUCAGGGAAGUCUCUCCAAUUCAAUCAUUCUCUCCAGUCAGAGUUCCUUCACCUAUCAAAGUUCCUUCACCUAUCAAAGUUCCUUCACCUGUCAGAGAUUCUUCACCAACUCCUGAUUCUACAAUUCCUCACUCUGUGUCUACAAAGAGCAAGGUCUGUACAUUAACUUACUCCAGGAAUAUGCACAGAGCCCCAUCCUCUUCUGUGGAAGCCAGGCUAUUUUCUAUUGAAUCCACUCAGAGAUCAAUGCAGCAAACUCUGGCUGAUUUGAGCUCCUCUGUAGCUCAACUGGUACAAUUUCUCAACUCUAAUGCUUUGAACUCUAAUGAUGUCAAAAAGGGGGAGAAAGUUCUUAAAGACAAAUGCAAGGUUGAUCAGCAACAGAGAAAGCCAGAUGAUGAGGAGGAUGAUGAAGAAAAGAAGAAAGCUGAAAAAUCUGAAAAUACAAACUCUGAAAUAGUCUUACACACUCAGAGUGAGACUAAGGAAAAUAGGAGUGAUAAGGUUGGAAGCAGUUCUAAACAAACUCAGACUACAAAGUCUCAGACUCAGACUACAACUCAACCUCUGAUACCAGCUGACAAUAAAUCAAAAGCUCUCUCUGAGCAACUAAUUGAGCUUGGUAAUCCUGAAUCAAAAAUUUUGAGUCACACAGUGAAGAUUCAGGGAGAGGAAACAACCUUAUUCUACAAAGCUCCUACACAACUGGAUUUUGAUGAAGCAGUUGCAAAGAAUAUAUUUGAACAAGAAAAUCCAGGGGUGUCAAUUGAAGAUAUCAGAAAAGAAGAAGAAAGGUUGGCUGCUGAGAAGAAGAAGAUCAGCAAAUCUAAGUCUGAUGAAAAGAAAGCAAAGUCUGAUGGAAAGAAACAGAUCAUUGAUUCCUCCUCAAAGAAAUUACCAUCUUCAAAAAGAAAAGGAAUAGUGAUCAGUGAAGUCAAUUAUGCUGAUAUCAAUAGGCCCAGAGUUUAUCAGAAGAAGUCUGAUUCUGAUUCCAGUGAAAAAGGGAAAAAUGUCAUUGAUGGUGUUCCAUCAGAAAAGAAAACUGGAUCAGAACUGACACUUGCAACAGUUCCUGAGUCUAUUGAUCAGAAUUUAGCCUCUGACACUGCUCAAGCUAAAAAUAUGAAGGAAGAUCAGCUGAAAGACAAAGGAACAAGAGGAAAGGAAGCAAGGGACACAACUGGUCUAGGUCACAAGAAAGAGAAAAUUCAGACAAGUGCUGCAACUUUCUUCAAAGAUCCAUAUCCUCUCACUGAGAAGGCUGGAGAAGUUGUAACACAGAAAGACCUUGACAAAAUAGAGUCGGUACAAAUUCUGAUGGAUACUCAUGAUGGGCCAGAAGAUAAAGAGAAAAUUGCUAUAUUUUUGGAAUCUGGCAGAGUUUACAGAAUUUCUGAAGCUGAUCUAUUAAUAAAGUCUCUAAGGGAACUUGAGCAUAUUAAUUAUAUGCUUGAGAUAAAGAAUGAAGCAACCAAGAGAUGGUCUGAGAGGCUGAAAAGAACUAUCCAAGAAAAGAGAAGAUUUUAUAGGAUAAGUUCUAAUGCUGAAUAUGUUCCUAUGAUAACUCAAGAAGAUGGUUCAGAGAUUGAUAUGAUCAAAAAUAGCUCUGUUAUGGAGACUAUAGCUGGAACCAGAAUUUUGGGUUACAAUAAUGAAGCUGACAGACCAGGAGCUAUUCAAUUGGGAGAAGCUAUGAAAAGAUGCAAGGCAAGAGCCUUGAGAUCAGCUAUAUACCAGACAGGAGAAGACAAUGAAGAGUUAAAGACUGUCAAAGCUCAGAUGAUACAGACUCUGAAACAGAUUGAAAAAGAUUUGAUCACUCAGUUUGUCAAGGAGAGCUAUGGAUAUAGACUGAUUGGCUAG
This is a messenger RNA of Daucus carota subsp. sativus, 3207 nucleotides long. RefSeq lists its product as uncharacterized. The transcript is spliced from 4 exons. Lineage: Eukaryota; Viridiplantae; Streptophyta; Magnoliopsida; Apiales; Apiaceae. The record is from RefSeq and is a predicted model, not a curated record. The coding region runs from base 1 to 3207 and encodes 1068 amino acids.